AUGGCGACAGGAAGCACAAUACGCCUCACGCGUGGCGAAUGGCCGGUGUAUUACAGACCUGGCAUCAUCGAGGAGUCUGCACAGAAAGCUAGCGGGCUGCUGCAGACAAAUCACGACAAUUACCAUAUCUUCUUCAAUCCCGAAGGAUUCCAUAAUCAUAUCGCCCACCACCUGCUGACGAUCUAUGCGCUGAGAGCCGGAGCGGGCGAUAUUCAAAAGGCCUACGAAGUGAACAAGGGCUACCAACGCGAGCAAGGACCGUCUGACCAUGAUGUGGUCUCGGAAAUGAGAGAUCCUGCCACAUUCUCUUCGUAUUUGGGCCGCCAAGAGCACUACGCAAACUUUCUGCAGUUUUUCCGCAGCGAGAUAGAUAGCAACGGGUGGCAGAACGUUGUAAACAAGUACAUCUUCGCUCGGACUGACAGAGCCGACGACCUUCUCUGUCGAGCUUUCGCAGGCUUUCUGCACCCAUUGAUUCAUUUAGGCUUUGGAAUUGAAUUCAAGCAGCCGGCUGUAAUCGCGGAAGCAUUGGCACAAGCUGCCGUUCAUGGGCCCUACAUGUCCAAGUUUUUGCUUCCUGCAGAGGCUGCCGCUCAGAAGCACACCGACAAGCCUUCUAGAAAUAUAGUCGAGCUGCUUGAUGAGAUACACGCAGACGAGGGGCUCCUCGCAGCACCAAAGUGGUCCGACGGCAAUAAGCUACGAGACGGUAUCAUUGGGCGAGGGGCAGACCAAAUGAUCAACUAUGCGUCGCAAUUCCACGUGGAGCCAGAUGAGCUGGAGCGCAAGACGGCUGAAAUGACAAACGCCGCUGUGUACUACACCGCCGGCAGUCAGCGGCCGGACAAGAAGAUAAUGUACGACUUCUACUACAUGCAUUGCGUCAACUGCUCCGUCUUCUUCUCGGCCUUUUUGCAGCAGCCUUGGCUCGGCACAGGGAACAAGAUCCGCCUCCUUGAAUGGAAAGUGCGCAACGACCUUGCCAUGUAUGCUUCACGCAAAAGUCCAGAGAUUCGGCUGGACGAGAUCAGAAAGAAUAAGCCAAACAAGCCUUCUGGCUGGGACGGUGUUGAGGACCGAGCGGCUACCUUCGAAGAUGAUGGACACACCUCAAAGCUCAUAAGAGCACUUGCACACGGAGCACAGAUAUGCAAGCCUUAUGAAGAUUCAUCCGAGUUUCGCGUGAAGAGCAGCGACUGGCUUCCCAUUGCCCACACCGUGCUGGACUCGGUGGAAGCCGGAGAACCACAUUGGGUACGUUCUGCUGGUUUCGAUGAAGCAUGGGAGAAGAUCCCUGCUCGUGCGCAGCUAUGA
Molecule: messenger RNA, 1314 nt
Organism: Baudoinia panamericana UAMH 10762
Lineage: Eukaryota; Fungi; Ascomycota; Dothideomycetes; Mycosphaerellales; Teratosphaeriaceae
Exons: 2
Coding region: 1-1314 (437 amino acids)
Molecular function (GO): oxidoreductase activity
Source: RefSeq, a predicted model, not a curated record